ACAAAGUGCCAGUGUGGAGCAGGGACAGCAGCAGCACUCGCAGCGGCGGAUCGACGGAGCGCUUUUUCACUCACUGUGACGAUUAAAGUUGAGCGCGGCGCGCUGAUGACCUGCAGCAUCCUCCGGGGAAACUGUGCAUUUGACUGGCUUAACGAGCGUCAGUUUCCAUCUCCUCACCGCUGAUCAUUUGUUGCUGUCGUGGCUCUCCCGCUGUCCAGCAGUCCGAAAGGCUGUGUUUCAACCCGGCGCGCUGACGGAUACAGACGGACUCCGAGGAUCACAGAUGGACUGGCUCACACCUGAGAUGUGAAGUGUGUUAUGUGAGCCAAGGUGUUUUCCCACCUCACUGGUGGUGGGGAGAGAUGCUGCACUCCGUUGCCAUGACAGCAGAAGUUCUCUUUGUUCUCGGGGUCCUGAUGAGCGGCGCACAGUGUAAUCCUAUUGCGACCUUACCAGCGAGCCGAGAACGUCUGGAAAGGGUGUUGACCCAAGCCAGGGAGGACAAACAUCAGGACAAGCCGGCCCCAGAGGAGCCGCUCAGAUACGGCGCUCAGCAGCAGCAGCAGCCGGAGGAAAUCAAUGCCUUGGGUCCUAACAGGACUGCCGUGAGCCGCGCCAGGACGAACCUCAACUCCCAGACACGAGGAUCUAAGGGCGGGAAGUCCCAGGAGCUGUGGAGCGAACAGGACAGCCUGAAUCAAAUAGACGAGGGCCCCACCAGUGACGUAACCCUGUCCCUGGACGCCAUCGACGAGUACGCCUACCCAGACUACAGGGGGAAAGGCUGCAUGGACGAGAGCGGCUUUGUGUUCGCCAUCGGCGAGCAAUUCACCCCGGGCCCUUCGACGUGCCCUUGCCUCUGCACAGACGAGGGCCCUCUGUGCACCAAGCCGGACUGUCCCAAGGUUCACCCUCGCUGCAUUAAAGUGGACACUAGCCAGUGCUGCCCGCAGUGCAAGGAGAAAAAGAACUACUGCGAGUUUCGGGGCAAGAUCUACGCUUCUCUAGAAGAGUUUAAGGUGUCUCCAUGUGAGAAGUGCCGAUGUGAGCCCAGCGGAGAGGUGUUGUGCUCCGUGGCAGCCUGCCCUCAGACGGAGUGUGUGGACCCAGAGUACGAGCCGGAUCAGUGCUGUCCCAUCUGCAAGACUGGGCCGAACUGCUACGCGGACACAGCCGUUAUCCCGGCUGGCCGAGAGGUGAAGAUUGACGAGUGCACGAUCUGCUACUGCACAUACGAGGAAGGCACAUGGCAGAUUGAGCGUCAGGCCACCUGCAGUAAGAACGAGUGCCAGCGGAGCUAAAGACUGAGAACAAGAGAACACCAGCGCCAAUCCGCAUGUAAACUCUUGGCCUUUCACCCAGUCUACCGGACAUCAGGGUCGGACAGCAGCCCUCGAGCAUUUUCGGCAUUUAUAGUCACUCCUGUACUACUGAAAAAAAAAAAAAAGCUUUUAUGAAAGUUUAUAAUCCACACACAGAAUAUCUAUUUAUCUAUGUAUUAAAUUAUUUAUGAAUAUACACAAGUAUAGGAGUCAUUAAUGCUGAACUAGUGAAAAAGUAUUUUUUAUAGCCUCUGUAUUUUAAUAAGCAAUGUAUUGGACCAGAGGUCAAUUAAACAACAGAAUGUAUAGAACACACACACACAGCUGUCUUUGGAGGCGAAAACCUCAAUGUCUCGACAUGUGGUGUCACUGGACGAAUCCUGACACCACCCCCUCUACCACCAAAGUGCAGACUAGACUACGCGCGAUCCAUUCCAGAGUAAUGGGUCAAGAUUUGCUGUGCGGGACGAUCAAGAGCAGAGUUUAAAAAAAUGACGACGACAACACAGAAGGCAAUUAAAGAGGACUUGACUGUUUCCUGAUUUUUCUUCUAUCUUUUUUUGGAUGUUCAAAUGUGUUUUGAUUUAAAAGUGCUUUUUUGUAUUUCUAUUGGUACUGUGUAUUAAUGUUUCAAAUAAAAGCCAA
This is a messenger RNA of Acanthopagrus latus (yellowfin seabream), 1967 nucleotides long. RefSeq names its product von Willebrand factor C domain containing 2 (gene vwc2). Gene Ontology annotation, molecular function: protein binding. The record is from RefSeq and is a predicted model, not a curated record. Lineage: Eukaryota; Metazoa; Chordata; Actinopteri; Spariformes; Sparidae. Gene Ontology annotation, biological process: negative regulation of BMP signaling pathway. Gene Ontology annotation, cellular component: AMPA glutamate receptor complex. The transcript is spliced from 4 exons. Bases 363 to 1301 code for a protein of 312 amino acids.